AAAAAUCUCGACAACAGCAACAGCAACAACAACUACAGCAACAAAAUUCUACAUCAUCAACAACAACGAUGACAAUAACAAAUAUUGGAUCAUCAACAUCCAAUUCAACAGCAAUGAAUAAUCAAAGUAUACAUGCACUAAUAUCGAUUCAGCCAAAAAAUGCAACACACGGUACAGCAGUUAUAUUGACCGAAGAAGAAAAACGUACAUUAAUCGCUGAAGGUUAUCCAAUACCGCAACGUUUUCCAUUAACAAAAAGUGAAGAAAGAAGUUUGAAAAAAAUUCGUAGAAAAAUUAAAAAUAAAAUCAGUGCACAAGAAUCAAGACGUAAAAAGAAAGAAUAUAUGGAAGAAUUGGAAAAACGUGUACAAAUACUUGAUUCAAGAGUACGUGAAUUGGAAAAAGAAAAUAAAGCAUUAAGACAAUUAAAAGUGGCUUGAAAUUUUUUUCUUAUGGAUUAAAUAAUGGAUGUAUGGGAUGACUGAGAAUAACAUUUUAACGACGAACAUUCCACCGAUUCACAGAUUUUUCUCCUAAUUUUAU
Molecule: messenger RNA, 543 nt
Organism: Dermatophagoides pteronyssinus (European house dust mite)
Lineage: Eukaryota; Metazoa; Arthropoda; Arachnida; Sarcoptiformes; Pyroglyphidae
Biological process (GO): regulation of transcription by RNA polymerase II
Molecular function (GO): cAMP response element binding; DNA-binding transcription factor activity, RNA polymerase II-specific
Source: RefSeq, a predicted model, not a curated record